AAUGAAGAAAAGAAGAUUUUGAUUUUGAAGCCUGACCUCAGGUGGCAAAGAUUUUUCAUUUUUCAAUCUCAUGAACCUGAGCCAAAGGAAAGGAGGAGAGAGAGUCAAGACACUAAUCUCUCUCUUUCUCUCUCCUUUUGCCUCCCGAGCUUCCAAACCCUAAUUCAGUAAUUGUAUUUGACCUCAGUCCACAGAAUAUUCAAGGAUGAGCAGCCAGAUGGCUCCUCCUCCAGGUCUCAAGAGGAACAGUUUGACUCAGAAACGAGGUCCAUCGUCGUCCAGGAAACCCUUAUCGUCGGAGAAUGGCGCCUCCCAUGGAACAGUAUCCAAUUCAUCCUCUCUUUCUGCCCAAUCGUCGGUUGUCGGAGAGCGCACAGUGAAGAAUUUGAGGUUGUCUAAAGCUCUCACCAUUCCUGAGGGCACCACUGUAUCUGACGCUUGUAGGAGGAUGGCAGCUCGACGUGUGAAUGCUGUUUUAUUAACUGAUUCUAAUGCUUUGCUUUCUGGGAUUGUUACUGACAAGGACAUUGCCGCUAGAGUAAUAGCGGAGGGUUUGAGACCAGAGCAGACCAUAGUAUCAAAGAUUAUGACAAGGAAUCCUAUUUUUGUCACCUCGGAUUCAUUAGCCAUUGAAGCUCUUCAGAAGAUGGUCCAGGGCAAAUUCAGGCACCUCCCUGUUGUGGAAAAUGGUGAGGUUAUUGCAUUGCUGGAUAUAACAAAGUGUCUUUAUGAUGCUAUAUCUAGAAUGGAGAAGGCUGCUGAGCAGGGCAGCGCCAUUGCUGCUGCUGUUGAAGGUGUGGAACGUCAAUGGGGAAGCAACUUUUCUGCUCCAUAUGCGUUCAUAGAAACACUGAGGGAUCGAAUGUUCAAACCUGCGUUGUCUACUAUCAUUGGUGAACAGGCCAAGGUUGCAAUUGCUUCACUAUCAGAUCCUGUCUGUGUUGCUGCAAAGAAGAUGAGUGAAUUGCGAGUUAAUUCCAUUAUCAUUGCGACGGGGAAUAAAAUUCAGGGGAUACUCACUUCGAAGGAUAUUCUUAUGCGAGUUGUGGCACAAAAUCUUUCUCCUGAGUUGACUCUGGUGGAAAAGGUAAUGACACCAAACCCUGAAUGUGCAACAUUGGAGACGCCAAUCCUUGAUGCAUUGCAUAUAAUGCAUGAUGGGAAGUUUUUACAUCUUCCUGUCAUGGAUAAGGAUGGAUCUAUUGCUGCCUGUGUAGACGUUCUGCAAAUAACUCAUGCUGCAAUUUCCAUGGUUGAAAAUAGCUCUGGAGCAGUUAAUGAUGUAGCAAACACAAUGAUGCAAAAGUUUUGGGAUUCUGCUUUAGCUUUAGAGCCACCUGAUGAUUAUGAUACUCAGAGUGAAAUGUCAGCCAUAAUGACAUCAGAUGGGACUGAUCUUGCUAAGAAUGCUUAUCCGUCCCUCGGUCUUGGAAAUUCAUUUGCCUUCAAAUUUGUUGAUCCCAAGGGUCGAGUACAUCGUUUCAACUGUGGCACUGAAAAUUUAGAUGAGCUUACACAUGCUGUGUGGCAAAGGAUUGGUGUUGGUCAAGAUCAUCCUCAACUUUUGUACGAGGAUGAUGAAGGUGACAAAGUUUUACUUGCAACUGAUGGUGAUCUGAUUGGUGCUAUUAACCAUGCUAGAACAACAGGAUUGAAGGUUUUAAGGCUACAUCUGGACUUUUCUGAUUCAAGUAAUCAAACGCGAUCACAGCCGGACACAGUGACCGCCCAAAGGACGGGAUGGAGGUCUUUCCACUCUUCUAUUUUGGCAAGUGCUGUUGUUUUAACGGGAAUUGGUGUGCUGGUCUACCUAAAGCGUUCGAGACACUGACAAUGCAAUAGUAGUGAGAAAGUUGAUGAUUUGAGGAUUCCACCAACCUAUUGGGCUGAGCAUCGAGAAUAUAUCAGCUUUAGAUAAAGUGCCUUUUUGGUGAUAUCAAAUAAAUGCAAGGUAAAGAGAAUAUCAACAUGAUCAGAAAAUACUGAUUCUGUUGCCUACAAGAAUGAUUAAAGCUAAUCGCCAAUACAUUUAAAAUGCAAGAUGGAUUGCAUCUUUGGCAGAACGAUCUGUUUGACUGAUAACAAGAUAGACAAGACUCAUUUCUUUUUUUCUCUCAAAGACAAGACUCAUUUCAAAUAGUUGGUGUGGUAUGCGAAUUGUUACCAAAACUAGGUGUCUUUUUAUCAGUCAUUCUGGGCUGCAUGUUUACCCACAAUUUUCAAGGGAGAUUUUGUUUUACAUUAAAGAAACUCUCUUUUGGCAUGAAACUUGUGUAGCCAUUGUCAAAUUUUAAGAGAAAUCAAUAUUACGUCUGCAAUGUUGAGAUACUUGUGAAUCUCAAAGACAUUUAGAGCA
Messenger RNA from Manihot esculenta (cassava), 2356 nucleotides. RefSeq names its product CBS domain-containing protein CBSCBSPB3. Lineage: Eukaryota; Viridiplantae; Streptophyta; Magnoliopsida; Malpighiales; Euphorbiaceae. Bases 206 to 1831 code for a protein of 541 amino acids. The transcript is spliced from 14 exons. Gene Ontology annotation, molecular function: protein binding. The record is from RefSeq and is a predicted model, not a curated record.